AUGUCUUUAGAUAUUAACUGGGAAGAAAUAAAAGAUGAUCCAAAUUUAGUUAUCUCUAUUAAAGAGAGUUUAAACGACUUCAUAGAAUCAAUCCAUCUACCAAGUUAUGUGAACAAUUUACAGAUUAAACAUUUAAACUUGGGUGAAACAGGCCCAAAUAUUAUUCUGCGACAAAUUACUGAUCCAUUAGAAGAUUUUUAUAAAGCUAUAAGAGACGAACAAGAUGUGGGGAACCCAGGCCAUCCGUCUUUAACCGGAUCAGCCUAUCAACAACAAACUUUAUCACCUAUAGAAGAUCCAAAUAAACAACCAUCCACAAGGGAGGAUGUUGCCAAGGCAGUACACGAUAUUCAAUGUCUUGCUGAACUCGAAUAUGUCGGUGACCUAUCGUUAACUUUAACCGCAUCUUUAACUUUGAAUUAUCCAAGUACCAAUUUUGUUACAUUGCCUAUCAAGUUGAAAAUCUCUGGCAUUCAGAUUCAUUCCCUAUGUUUACUGGCUUACCUGUCAAACCAAUUAUUUGUGAGUAUUUUAUGUGAUAUUAAUGAUCCAAUCAUUGAUAAUAGAGAAUUUUCAAAUGAUUCAUUUAACCCUAUAUUUGCAAAUAAAAAUUCGCUGGAAAGAAUCUCUAUAAUAAGAAACAUGAAAAUAGAAACCGAAAUAGGUCAAGAAUAUCAAGGUGAAGGGUCUGUUUUAAAAAGUAUCGGACAGCUAGAAGAACUUUUGCUAGAAAAAUUGAAAACUUUUCUACGGAAUGAAUUGGCUUGGCCUAACUGGCUGAAUUUGGACUUUAAUGACGAGUCCGAUUUAGAAGAAGAUCACCACUAG
Messenger RNA from Henningerozyma blattae CBS 6284, 828 nucleotides. It is a transcript of the gene MDM12, whose product is annotated as ERMES complex subunit MDM12. The record is from RefSeq and is a predicted model, not a curated record. Gene Ontology annotation, biological process: mitochondrion organization; phospholipid transport. Gene Ontology annotation, cellular component: ERMES complex. The coding region runs from base 1 to 828 and encodes 275 amino acids. Lineage: Eukaryota; Fungi; Ascomycota; Saccharomycetes; Saccharomycetales; Saccharomycetaceae. The transcript has a single exon. Gene Ontology annotation, molecular function: lipid binding.